AUGCCGGAGGAGAAGGAGUACGUCGCCGUUCCCAUGGGCCAGGCGCCGGAGCCCGCGGACCCCGAGGACCCCGUCAAGUCGCCGCCGCGCCCCACCUCGCCGGCCACCUCCACCCGCCAGGUUCGCUUGUUUCGUCAUGCGUAUUGUGUGCUGUUGGUCAGAUGUCUACGCCGUAAACAGUCCGACAAAUUGACUGCAUCAGUGUCAGUGCGAGUCCUAUUGGAGGUAGAGGCAUGCUUUGCGGUCCUUCAAAGCUGGGUGUCAAGAAAAUUUAUGACUGGAUGUGUAGUUAUUUUCCCAAUGGCUGUGACAUUCUUCAUCACUUGGUGGUUUAUUCGAUUUUUUGAUGGAUUCUUCAGUCCACUCUAUGCAAAGCUUGGAGUCGAUGUAUUUGGCCUUGGGUUUGUGACAUCUCUGGUAUUCAUAUUUAUUGUUGGAAUAUUUGUGUCAUCAUGGGUGGGCUCAACUGUCUUCUGGGUUGGAGAAUGGUUUAUAAAGAAAAUGCCAUUUGUAAGGCACAUAUAUUCUGCAUCAAAGCAAGUUAGUACUGCUGUUUCACCAGAUCAAAAUACAGCAGCAUUUAAAGAAGUGGCAAUAAUUAGCCAUCCCCGUGCUGGUGAAUACGCAUUUGGAUUCAUAACAUCGAGCAUGAUUCUUCAGACUGACAAAGGUGAUGAAGAACUGUGUAGUGUCUAUGUGCCAACCAAUCAUCUAUAUAUUGGUGAUAUCUUUUUGGUGAACUCUGCGGAAAUUAUAAGGCCCAAUCUGUCCAUUCGAGAAGGGAUAGAAAUAAUUGUUUCUGGAGGAAUGACCAUGCCACAGGUGAUCACAGCGCUAGGACCUGCCCCUGAUAAGAACGAGGGCACCCGUUUAAGCAGAAUGAUGACUGUCUGA
Molecule: messenger RNA, 894 nt
Organism: Triticum turgidum subsp. durum (durum wheat)
Lineage: Eukaryota; Viridiplantae; Streptophyta; Magnoliopsida; Poales; Poaceae
Source: the annotation of a GenBank genome assembly